AUGGCCUCGAUCGAGCCUCUUCCCAAAUGGGCCAUCGAUAUGAACACUCCGCCUCCGCGGCCUUCAAAAGCGAACAUUCCCGAUCCUCCAGGCUACUCACCCCCAUCCAAAGCAAGCACAAAACAAGUGAGCACCAAAGCAUCUAUGCUCAAAAUAAAGUCUAAUCCAUACCCGUAUCAAAAGCAGAAACCCUCUCAGCUAGCGGCCUCCGCAGCGGCUUCAGCACGCAAGUCCUCCGAAACAGAUGCGCUGAAGCUCAAAAAGGCUUGGGAAAUCGCCUUUGCUCCCGCCAAACAGAUACCCAUGAACGCGAUAAUGAUGUAUAUGUCUGGAAAUAGCUUGCAGAUUUUUAGCAUCAUGAUGGUGUUCAUGUUGUUCAAAGGCCCAAUUCAAGGCUUGGUUGCAACAAACUCUACAUUUGUGAAGUUUGAGACAGAAGGGAUCAAGACCCAAUUAAUUGGCGUAAAAAUAGUUUAUAUUUUGAUGCAGUUUUUGCUUUUGGCGCUGGGAGUAUGGAAGGUUAAUGGAAUGGGAUUAUUACCAACUACGAGGUCGGACUGGCUUGCUUGGGAGGUAGAAAGGGUGCCCUUGGAGCGGGCGUACUUUGCAUUUAGAUAA
Molecule: messenger RNA, 618 nt
Organism: Ophidiomyces ophidiicola
Lineage: Eukaryota; Fungi; Ascomycota; Eurotiomycetes; Onygenales; Onygenaceae
Exons: 2
Coding region: 1-618 (205 amino acids)
Biological process (GO): protein folding in endoplasmic reticulum
Cellular component (GO): EMC complex
Source: RefSeq, a predicted model, not a curated record